UUCGUCGUGGUGCUAAGGGUCUGAACACCAGGACUGGAACAUAAAGACAGCAGGAUGGCCCGGCCGUAGACCAUCGAGUCCACCUCCUCCGGGAUGGAGAUAUACGAAGCCUGGGGCUUACGACAUCAUCCAGCCUAAACAGCAUCUUUCUCGGCGGCAAGCCCCCAGAUCGAUGGCUUCGAAUUCCACAGCUCCCACAGCCGAAGGACCGAAGCCCGACCAGUUUGCCCAGCCUGUUGCACCGACACCAGAGGAGUUGGCGCUACUUCCUCACGACAAUGCGGGAAUUCGGCUCAACAUUGUGAUUUGGGUGUUGAUCGGCCUUUCGGGCGCGUUUCUUGGGCUUCGUGUUUAUUGCAAGUUCUCCCGGCGCAAAGGGCUAUGGUGGGACGAUAUCAUGUUGAUAGGAGCAUGGAUCUGCCUUAGCGUCGAAUCUGCAUUGCUCACCGCGAUGACCCGUCUCGGCUACGGUCUCCAUAUCUGGGACUUUGAUGUGGUCAACAACAUGGCUCCCCUGCUGCUGCUUGUCAACAUGGCCGGCUCAUUCUCCGCCACUGCAGCCAUUUGGUCCAAGACAAGCUUCGCCAUUACACUGCUCCGACUCACUCAUGGGUGGAUGAAGUGGUUCCUGUGGUUCAUCAUAAUCACCAUGAACAUAGCCAUGGGGCUGACGGCGCUGUUUCCCUGGGUCAACUGUACACCCAUCCGCAAGUCAUGGGAGGUAUUUACCCCGGGAGAGUGUUGGGAUCCUACCGUGACGGUAAACUACAACCUUUUCUCGGCUUCCUACUCGGCGUUGAUGGAUAUCACGCUGGCCCUGCUUCCGUGGUCGGUGGUGUGGAAGCUCCAGAUGAAGAAAACGGAGAGGUUCGGAUGUGCUUUUGCGAUGAGCAUGGGUGUCUUCGCGGGUAUUACUGGCAUCAUUAAGACAACCAAGAUUCCGAGCAUGUUGUCCUCCGACUUUGCCGAUGGUGUCGACCUCUUCAUCUGGGGUAACGCCGAGAGCGCCAUUACGAUCAUUGCCGCCAGUAUUCCCAUUCUUCGCGUGCUGAUUCGGGAUGCCACCAUUUCGCAUCGCUACUACAAGUCUGAGGACAGCAAGGCGAUCGAGCUCAAGAUGUCGUCUAGUGAAGGCAAGCGCUCAAGGACAAUGACUGACUCUGAGAACAACUUGGUCGUGACCGUGUCUGUGGGCCCCAACAAGGUCCUGUCAGACGGGUGCCCCCCGAUGAUGGACAAGAAGAGCGUCGGAGACGAUUGGAGAGGGCCACGGACGACUGGGCAGAUUGUGCGCACCGAGGACUUUUCGCUUGAAUAUCACAAUCGUAAGAGCAUGACGAAUGAUUCGAUCUAGGCGGAGAGCGGUGCUGCGAUGUAGCGACAUAGCGAUGUAGUGAUGCCGAGAUUGGUGGUUUUUAGGAGAAGAGAAGCCCACUCGUUGGAUGUUGUUCCCUUUGUAUCAAGCGUUUGUAAGACUAUCAGAAGUGUGUUAUAGCCCUAACUGGCCAAGACCGUACCAUAAGACAAUCUUCAUGCAUCAGUGUUAGGG
Molecule: messenger RNA, 1549 nt
Organism: Neurospora tetraspora
Lineage: Eukaryota; Fungi; Ascomycota; Sordariomycetes; Sordariales; Sordariaceae
Exons: 4
Coding region: 173-1354 (393 amino acids)
Source: RefSeq, a predicted model, not a curated record